Pleurotus ostreatus (oyster mushroom) is the source of this 981-nucleotide messenger RNA. RefSeq lists its product as uncharacterized. The coding region runs from base 1 to 981 and encodes 326 amino acids. Lineage: Eukaryota; Fungi; Basidiomycota; Agaricomycetes; Agaricales; Pleurotaceae. The transcript has a single exon. The record is from RefSeq and is a predicted model, not a curated record.
AUGUCCUUGAUAUUCAUACCUUCCCCUUUGCCCUAUUUGAGUCCCUUUUAUGAAGACCCUCCUUCCCGUUCGCUCCCCCGCUCCCGCGACCCCCCCAAAAUUACCCAACCUGCCAGAACCAGCACUCACCGUCGCUCUCCCUCGUUUGACCUUUCAGACCACCCCGUCCUCCUUCACAUCAUGACCGAACUCGAAGAAGGAUUUGCCACUGUAACCGUUGACGCCUUGGGUAGCCCUGGCGAGGACUCCCUUGACAUCGCCGAUGAGGGCGUGAUGUCCUCUACCCCUCCUAAUCCCGCUCCCGCUGAACAACCCCCGGCCAGCGCCCCCAACGCGCCAGCCCCAAAAGUCGCGCAGGAUAAUCAGGUCAUUCCCACUGCCACCGCUCUCUCUCGUGACCAGAACUUCCCCCGUCGAGACCCCUCUCCUCACCCUAAUCUCCAAUUCGUGCGCGCCGUCGACAACAUGCCGUACUCAUAUGAAUUCACCAACCCCUUGUCCGGCGUUAAAAUCAUCGCCACUAUUACGGACGUUUGGUGUGUCCACAUCGUCGCCGGCCACCUUCGCUCCGGCAAGCACCUCGAGUUCUACAAGAACAACUACAGUGAUCUGUACUACAGCAUCGUUAAAUGCUUGAAUCAGGAACCUUACCUCCUCGAACGAAACUGUCAGCUCCCUAUGAUCACCGAGGAUGGUCUAGUCCUCAGGCUCGGCAACCACAAUCCCAGCGCCUUCAUCCUUGGGUUAUUACCCCUUAACCCCGCCAAGGGUAGCGCCGCGAAGCAGGAAGUAAUGGCGCAUCCCAUUCCUCGCCACUCCAAAAAGCUUAAAGGGCCCGCUCCGAUCGACGACCCUCCUGCUCGUCGACCCGUACACCCUGAGGACCCCUAUUCCCAACUCUACGACCUAGAGCCGUCCCUCCUCUUCCAGAGUGUUGUAUCACUUGCUCGCUCCAACAAUCAAGAACUUCAGGAGCUCUGA